Alternaria novae-zelandiae is the source of this 4467-nucleotide messenger RNA. RefSeq lists its product as uncharacterized. NCBI's taxonomy places the organism in Eukaryota, Fungi, Ascomycota, Dothideomycetes, Pleosporales, Pleosporaceae. Gene Ontology annotation, molecular function: FAD binding; oxidoreductase activity; iron ion binding. The transcript is spliced from 3 exons. The coding region runs from base 1 to 4467 and encodes 1488 amino acids. The record is from RefSeq and is a predicted model, not a curated record.
AUGUCUCUGCCGAUUCCGCCGAAAAGCAGUGCAGAUCCGCCGCGGGGCCUUUCCGCUACCGAAGCCCUCACACCUCUCAUCGAGACGACAUUCAGAACACCAGACAUAACAACGUGGAUCAACGGAAGGAAAACAAUCAUCACUAACCCAAACCCGCACUGGACUCUGCUAGACUACAUCCGCGCUCAGCCGAACCUCAAAGGCACGAAGCUGGGAUGUGGCGAGGGUGGAUGUGGUGCAUGCACCGUUGUUCUGCAGGUUGCAGAUUGGCAGUCUGAAAAGAAGAGAAUCAAGCAUUUAUCGGUGAAUGCGUGCCUAUUCCCUCUGGUCGGUAUCGACGGCAAACAUGUCAUCACCGUGGAAGGCAUCGGUAAUGUUGGCAGACCGCAUCCUCUGCAAGAGAGGAUCGCGAAGUUGCACGGCAGCCAAUGUGGCUUCUGUACGCCUGGUAUCGUGAUGAGUUUGUACGCAGUGGUGCGCAACGCAUACGACCCGGAGACGAAGAAGUUCCAUCUCAGCGCACGAGAGAUCGAGAUGGAAGGUCACUUGGACGGCAACUUGUGCCGCUGUACAGGUUACAAGCCGAUACUUCAAGCUGCAAAGACAUUCGUCACCGAGGAUCUGAAAGGUCAAUUAGCAGAAGAAGACGAGCCAACGACUGCCGACGCCGAGAACUUUGAGAAAGAUGUCAUUGAUCUGACUCGCAAUGGCUGUGCAGGUCCUUCCAAGGUCUCCUGCGGGCGACCGGGUGGCUGCUGUAGGGAUAGCCCGUCCGACAGCAGCUCAACAGACACCAAGUCAGAUACCUCGUCACCUCCAACGGAGCCAACAUCGGCGUCAGAAGACGAGCACAUCACUGCCGUUCUGGAUGCAAAAGAACAGCCGCAACCGGAUCCCGAGAUUAGCGGCGCUGACUACGCGAAACCGCUAAAGAGUAAAGAGCAUGGUGCGGCUGCCGAAUCCAAGACUGUCACAUCCACUAUCGAGGCACCGGCGGCCGCUUCAGAGAAGGGUGUCCCCAAGAUCGAGUUCUCUGAAUACGUUCCGGACACCGAGCUCAUUUUCCCUCCUGCAUUAUGGAAGUACGAGCCGCAGCCACUGUGCUACGGUAACGAUAAGAAGAUCUGGUUUCGUCCUACAAAGCUCGAGCAACUUGUGUAUUUGAAAGACGCAUACCCCUCAGCCAAGCUCAUCGGCGGUGCCAGUGAAGUUCAAGUGGAGGUUCGCUUCAAAAACUCCGACUUUGCUGUCUCCGUCUACAUUUCAGAUAUACCAGAAUUGAAGCAAACGCGGAUGCCAAAACAUGCUGAGCUUGAGACAGCCAAGGAACUCGUCGUUGCAGCGAACACUCCGCUCACUGAGCUUGAGGAGAUUUGUAAAAAGGUUUGCACAAUGCUCGGAAAGCGUGCGAUGGUGCUAGAGGCCCUUCGCAAACAAUUGCGAUAUUUCGCGGGUCGUCAGAUUCGUAACGUUGCAUCAUUAGCUGGCAACAUUGCAACAGCAUCGCCAAUCUCAGACGCCAACCCUGUGCUGCUUGCGGCUGGUGCUACCUUGGAAGCUGUAAACAAGAAAGAUGGCAGCGUCGAUCUCCCGAUGUCAAGUUUCUUCAUCGCCUACAGAACCACAUCACUCCCGCCUGAUGCAACGCUACAUCGAAUUCGAAUCCCUUUGCCUCCGAAAGGAUCACGAGAGGUUCUCAAGGCUUACAAGCAAGCCAAGCGCAAAGACGACGACAUCGCAAUCGUCACGGCUGCAUUCCGAGUGCGUCUAAAUCCUGACGGCCUAGUGGUGGAUGCUUCGAUUGUAUACGGCGGCAUGGCGCCUAUGACGAAAGAGUCACCCAAAACCCAGACUACCCUCUUGGGUAAGCCCUGGUUUCAUUCGGAAACUCUUGAUGCGGCUCUCACGGCGUUGUUACAGGAUUACGAUCUUCCAUACGGUGUUCCAGGUGGCAUGGCAGACUACCGGAAAACGCUUACCCUGUCACUUUUCUUUCGGUUCUGGCACGAGUCUGCUGCUGAGUUUGGUCUUGGCAACGUUGACGAGCAGGUGAUUGAUGAGAUUCACCGGGAGAUCUCCAGUGGUGCUCGCGAUGAUUACAAUCCCUACGAGCAGCGCGUAGUAGGUAAGCAGGUGGCGCAUCUAUCUGCUUUGAAACAGUGCACUGGCGAGGCGGAGUACAUCGACGAUAUGCCACGAUUAGAUCGUGAGCUAUUCGGUGGACUCGUCAUGUCGACAAAGGCCCACGCCAAAAUCCUGAACAUCGAUUGGGAGCGAGCGCUUGAGCUGCCUGGUGUUGUUGGCUACAUCGAUCGACACAGCAUACCCGCGGAUGUCAACAUCUGGGGCUCGAUCAAGAAGGAUGAAGCGUUCUUUGCUGAAGACAAGGUUCUCUAUCACGGUCAGGUCAUUGGCAUGAUUUACGCAGAGUCGGCUUUGGAAGCCCAAGCGGCCGCGCGGGCUGUGAAGGUCGAGUACGAAGAACUACCUCCUAUUCUCACCAUCGACGAAGCUAUCGCGGCCCAAAGCUACUUUCCGCAUGGGAAGAAUCUGAGGAAAGGUCUUGCAAUCGAUGACAAGAUGGGUGAAGCCUUCGCCCAAUGCGACAAGAUAUUCGAAGGUGUAAGCCGGCUAGGCGGGCAGGAGCACUUCUACCUCGAGACGAAUGCAGCGCUCUCCAUACCUUCCGGAGAAGACGGGGCUAUGGAGGUCUGGUCGUCGACACAGAACACCAUGGAAACUCAAGAGUUUGUUAGCUCGGUCUUGGGUGUGCCAAGCAACCGGGUCAAUGCCCGCGUGAAGCGCAUGGGAGGCGGUUUCGGUGGCAAGGAGUCUCGCAGCGUGCCGUUCGCCGUAUACACAGCAAUAGCUGCUAGGAAGGAAAAGCGGCCAGUGCGCAUCAUGCUGAACCGCGAUGAAGACAUGCUGCUCAGCGGCCAGAGACAUCCUUUCCAAGCUCGUUGGAAGGUCGGUGUGUCGAAAGAAGGCAAGCUCGUCGCGCUUGAAGCUGACGUCUACAACAACGCUGGUUUCUCUCAAGACAUGAGUGGGGCAGUCAUGGAUCGAUGUCUGACGCACUUUGACAACUCAUACGAGUGUCCAAAUGUGUUCCUGUGUGGCCACGUGUGCAGGACCAACAUCCACAGCAACACGGCAUACCGAGGUUUUGGAGCGCCACAAGGCAUGUACUUUUCUGAAACUGUCAUGUAUAACAUUGCUGAAGGUCUGGGCAUGGAUGUGGACGAAAUACGAUUGCAGAAUCUGUACAAGCCUGGAGAACACACCCCAUUUUUCCAAAAGAUCGACGAGGAUUGGCACGUUCCUAUGCUUUUGCACCAGCUGAGCAAGUCUGCCGACUACGAGAAUCGAAAAGCUGCUAUCAAAGACUUCAACUCAAAGAACCGAUGGAGAAAGCGAGGUAUUUGCCUCGUUCCUUCAAAGUUUGGUCUUAGCUUUGCGACAGCUCUACAUCUCAAUCAAGCUGGCGCUUACAUCAAGAUCUACCAUGAUGGCAGUGUACUCUUGCAUCAUGGAGGAACAGAGAUGGGUCAAGGUCUCUACACCAAGAUGUGUCAGAUAGCCGCGCAAGAGCUUGGCACUCCGCUCGACGCCAUCUAUACCCAAGAUAGUCAGACCUACCAGAUUGCGAACGCAUCGCCUACCGCUGCAUCAUCCGGAUCAGACUUGAACGGCAUGGCUGUCAAGAAUGCAUGCGAUCAGAUCAACGAACGAUUGAAACCAUAUCGCGAGAAGUUGGGAAAAGAUGCGCCACUGAAAGCGCUCGCCCAUGCUGCUUAUGUCGAUCGUGUCAACCUCGCAGCGAAUGGCUUUUGGAAGAUGCCAAAGGUCGGGUAUACGUGGGGCGAUACAAAUUUGGACACCGUCAAGCCUAUGUACUACUACUGGACCCAAGGAGCGUGCUGCUCCGAAGUCGAACUUGACCUACUCACUGGCGACCACACCGUGCUACGAGCAGAUAUCAUGAUGGACGUUGGCAACUCUAUCAACCCAGCCAUAGACUACGGACAGAUUGAAGGCGCGUUUAUCCAAGGCCAAGGUCUCUUCACCAUCGAAGAAACACUCUGGACUCGAAACGGCCAGCUCUUCACUCGGGGUCCCGGAACAUACAAGAUCCCCGGCUUCAGCGACAUUCCGCAGGUCUUCAACGCCAGUAUGCUUCGCCACGAUAACGACGGCAACCCGCUGUCGUGGAACCACUUGAGGAGUGUUCAAAGUUCCAAGGGUAUUGGUGAGCCACCGCUCUUCUUGGGAUCAACGGUCUUCUUCGCGCUGAGAGAGGCGGUGUUGGCGGCGAGAAAGAUGAACGGGAAGAACGACGAGGGGUGGAAUUUGGAUAGUCCGGCAACCUGUGAGAGGCUCAGGUUGGCGGUUGGAGAUGACCUUGUUGACCGGGCAAGAACGGUAAAGAAAGAGGGUGAGACGAAUUUCUUGGUUGCUGUAGCGUGA